Molecule: messenger RNA, 4397 nt
Organism: Chara braunii
Lineage: Eukaryota; Viridiplantae; Streptophyta; Charophyceae; Charales; Characeae
Source: the annotation of a GenBank genome assembly
AUUGGAGGGAGGGGUUGAUUCCAGGUGACAAGUUCAAGAAAAUACCAUGCUGUCCUAUCCACACAAGUGAAUCUAUUUUUAUGUUUUUGAUUAGUUAGAUGGACUGCCAUUAACAUCUGACAGACAACAUUAGUUAGAACUUUUGAUUGUUCCUGGUGCUUCUGUUUGUGGACUAGUCAUACUAAAAAUAGUUUCAGUUGUAGGAAUCUGCAUUAUCUGCUGACCCCAAAUGAGGUCUGUUCCAAAAAUAGCCACCAUUAAUUAGUUUGGUCUGUGCACUAUGCUACGGUAGGCAUCCUGAAUGAUCUAGUGCAGGCGGUGCACAGUGUUGUAGCCUAUGAGUGACAGCGAGGACAUCGGAGAGGACGACCGCAGGAUCUCGCGAUCAGCUAGAGGCCCGAUAACUCACGUGUCCCUAGGACCGGGGGGUGAUAGGGAACUGUUCCGCCGGCAGCGGGAAAGGCAGCAGCAGAGAAGAGCUAGAGCAGCCGAGGCCAGCAGGGCAUUAGCUAGCGAGGCCGGUGCUACAGCAGCAAUGGCUACCACAACCAUGAGCACUUCUGCGCAUCAGACUUCCCCAGCCGGUAGUUUGGGUACCGCCAGGUCUACGGUCGCGCAGACCGUGAGUCAGUCCACUGGCUUAAUGGCAAGCCAGCCCGUGGUGUUAACCCCAGAGGAUGUCGCCAUCCAGCAGGCAGCCCUGCAGGAGGCACAACUACAGCAGGCUUUAGGACAGAUAAAAAGGGAAAAAGAGAUGAUGAUUAGAAGAAGAACCAGGAUGCAACGGAGAGGGACAGACAUAGAGGAGUUCGAGACGAUGGACCUGACGCAUAUGAAUGAUGAUGUGAAGGUAGUUUGGAGGGCCCUGCUAGGAGUAAUUGAGAUGCAGGAGCAUCAAACUACCAUCCUUCACGACAUUCAACAAAGCCUAGCCGUGUUGGCAGGCCGCGCUCAGGCCGCACCAUCACCAGCAGGGCCUGGUGCCUGGCCCGUGCCAUAUCCUCCCUUCUCUGUCCCACCGGUCACUGGGGUAUCCCCAUUUGUAGCCCCGUCGACGGUUGCUAUCGUUUCCCUGGGCAUGCCGCUUUCAGGAGGGCUAUCUGCAGGACCUAGUGUUCAGGUUCCAGUACAGUCAGUGGUCACCCAGGUUCCAUCACAGGUUGCCAUUAGUGGGCAAUCUAUUGUCUCGCAGUUUGUGCAGCCACAGGGCACACAGGGCCAGCAGCUAGCACAACAACCUGUAUCACUGGGUCUACAGCCCGGGUUGGUGCAGGGACCAGGACAAAGUCAGUGGGUUCCGAAGACGGCCAUUGCCGCUCCCAAACCUUUUACAGGGGACAAGAGAGGCAAAGAUCUCGACACAUGGUUGAGGGCAGUGCCGGUCUAUGUCAGGUGUAAGCUCACCUUGCCACACGAAGAAGUGCUUGUGGCUGCAUCCUACCUAGAGGGUAGUGCAGCAAGAUGGUUGAGUGGGUUAGUACAACUCCAGGGGCACGGUCAUGACUUCCGCUCUUGGGCAGCCUCUCAUAAAUUAGAGGACUUCCUGAAGAUGGUGGGAGAGAGAUGGCAUGAUCCUCAGGAGGCCCAAAAGGCCAUUGAUGCGAGCCUGACACUGCACACGAGGCAGUAUAAGUCAGUAAGGGAAGCCACAGACGUUGUGGAGCGUCUGAUCUGUGUUUCAGGGGUGCGCUAUGACCCCCGGGUCCUGUUGACUUCGUACUUGAGGUGCUUAUCUCAGCCUCUCAGGAACCAGUUGGCAAAAGAGGCCAACAUGAAUAUGCACAACUUUCCUUCGUUCAGCAAGGUGGCCCUAGACCUAGAGCCAAAAAUAGGGCAUGGACAUAACUUAGUGACGGAUGGGAAAAAGAAGACACUCCUAAUCGGAAAGCCAAGGGCCGCAUUAUGUUCGUACAGUUUAUACGAGUUUGUGGUGAUGCCUUUUGGCCUGUGCAAUGCUCCUGACACCUUUCAUCACGCUAUGAAUUGGAUAUUCCAUGACUACUUGGAUAAGUUUGUCAUCGUGUACCUCAAUGACAUACUUAUUUUUAGUAAGACUGUGGAGGAGCACGUUGCACACUUGGACAAAGUCCUUAGUCUUCUGCGACAACACAAGUUAAAGAUCAACGGUGAGAAGUGCGAGUUUGGGCGCACCCAAGUCUUGUACUUCGGUCAUGAGAUCUCCGCGGAAGGGUUGAAGCUCGAUGACGCGAAGAUGGGCAGCAUUCGUGAUUGGCCACGACCUCAGUUUGUGACUGAGAUGAGAUCUUUCUUGGGAAUGACAGGCUACUACCGGACUUUUGUAAAGAACUAUAGCGUAGUGGCCGCUCCUUUGACUGAUCUGACCCGCCUUGACACCUGGUGGGAGGGGACAGAUGAGUGCGAGGCUGCUUUCAGACAUCUGAAGCAUGCACUAACGCAUUAUGAAGUCUUGAAACUUCCCGAUCCUGAUAAGCCGUUUAUAGUAACCACGGAUGCUAGCCAAUAUGGCAUUGGCGCCGUGCUUGCGCAACAGGAGGGGUCAAAGUUGAGGCCUGUUGAGUACAUGUCCAAGAAAAUGCCGUUUCAAAAGUUGGCUAAGUCCACCUAUGAGAAAAAACUCUAUGCAGUGUUCGAGGCGCUGACCCAUUGGAGACAUGAUCUCCUUGGGAGGCCGGGUGAAAGCUUGUCCAUGGACUUCGUGGAUACGCUGGUCACCAGCAAGAGUGGGAUGAGGCAGAUCUUCGUCAUCGUGGAUAGGUUUAGUAAGUAUGUUAGGUUAAUAGCCAUGCCGAAAACAGCGAAGACCGAGUAUGUAAUCAGGCUGUUCAAGGAGAACGAGGUGAGGGAUUUUGGAUUGCCGAAGUCUAUUGUAAGUGACAGGGAUGUCAGAUUUACAAAUGUGGAGCGUUCCAUUCACUCUGCACUUAGCGAGGAAAUAGGUGAGAGCCUGCAGCUUAGCGAAAUGCUCCAGUGUAAACUUGACAACAUGGAGGUUAUGGAAGAGGAAGACGUUGAGGAGGGUCCUGAAGUAAAUCGGAGGAGGAUGUGGGUCGAGGACCCAAUUUGCAGAGAAGGGGAUGAGCAGCCGAUUGGGAUGGGGCAAUCAGGAUGUGGGAUUGAGAGGAGGAGCGGCCCUUUGGCCCACCCGACAAAUGGAGAACGACUACUUGUGGCAUUUUGGGGUGCGUGGUGGAAUUCUACACGAAUCUGCUUCGGCAGAAGAGCACUGGUUCUCGGAGGAGAUGGCAUUGCAGCGGGCAGAAAAGGUGUGGCAUGCGGUGAGGAGAAGGUUGGAACCGUAGAUGAGAGCAUGCAUCUGCAGAUCAUGGAGGAGGAGGUGAUUUUUGUGGUUACGGAGCUACCCCAGUUAAAAGUCGCUGGGGUCGAUCGGGUGCCGGUUGAGUUGUACAAAGAGCUGGAGCAGUUGAUGGUGGCCCAUCUAACUGCAAUAUUUAUCCUGGCCUUUGCGGAGAAGCCAAUCCCACAGAGCUUUGUAGAUGCCGUUGCGAUCUUGCUUUAUAAGAAGCGGGAGUGCGGGAAUGUGUGGAAUAGGAGGUCGAUCUCAAUUCUAAACGUGUUGUACAAGAUCUUAGCAAAAUUGGGGACACCUGCUGCAGCGCCCACCAAGGUAAUGAAGAUGGCUGCCACCAUAGCCAGUUAUAAAGAUGACCUCAUAAGCCUAAAUAACGGUUUUGCGUUUGACCUCUUCUACAUCCUCUUUGACCACCAGCUUCUGAUAGAGGGUCUUGUACAGCCGUUUAUCUUCUUUAUCAAUUACAUUCAUAUGAGCCUUCAGAAUCUCGGAAGGCCUCGCGAAGAGGGCAGGAACGAGGAGCGGCGGGAGCGCUGCGAUGGCAAGAUUGACGCGAGGAGGAGGUGGGAGAGGGAUCAUGGGGUUAUGGAGGAGCGUGUCUGGACGUCAUUGGGUAGCGCAUCUCACACAAAGGUCUUGGUGGAGAGGAGGAGCAUUGUGGGAGGGAGAAAGGGGAGCUUGCCAUCGUUCCUCCACGCGCCCACGGAUGACAGAUUCGAGUUCAUGUAGGCUUGCUUGCAUUCGGCCAGCACCAGUUCCUCGUCCUUCUCAACCUUAAGGUAGUCUUGAUUCCAGGUAAACAUACAUCCAAAAGCAUGUCUAUACAGAAUCGGGCAGACAACGGCCGUAUCACUGGGGUUACGGUCGACCGGAGUCAACACCAAUCACUCGUACUGGGAGGCCCAAAUCCUAACCUCGCGAUCAGUCCAGGUAUCGCUAUUUGUCAUCGAGUCGAAGAAACAUCGGUCCACAUCGGGAUUGACUUCUCUCCCAUGCUUGAGGUAAGCCGUUCCCGGCUGGAUUCCUUUGACAAGUUCAGAUUUCAGUAGUUUGUGUGAUCCCACCACUACAUUCCUCGAAUUGCGAACAAAAGCUGGCACAUCAC